AAGUCCAACGAUUAUUACUCAGUUAGCUCCAUAGCAGCAAGGUGCAUUAAAAUUCAAUCUCCAAAUAUGGCUAGAAUUAUCAAUUUGUUACUUGUUGUUGCCAUUUUGUCCGGAGCUACCAACGCCAAACCGAGCGAAACACGAAAUGCCCAGAGUAAACAGGGCGAGCUGGUGUCUCGCAUCACCGAUAUGCUGCAUCAACUGCGUGCAUCUUGCGUCGAACGUAGCGGAUCGGAGGAAGGUUUUCGACAAAUUAUGACCUCUAUACAAUCAAUCAAAAGCUGUGCGAAGCAAUACGUAGAUGUACCGAAGCUCAAAACUGAUCUUAAAACGAUGACUCGUGAAAAUAACAAGGAACUUUUCGAGAACUACUGUCCCCAAUUCAACAAGUCAAAAGUUUGCUUCGAGGACAUCAUUGAAGGAGUAGCAACUUGUGCUGGUCAGGAUGCGGAUGAAACUAGGGCUAUUGCUAACGACAUGCUAAACAAUGCUGUGGAAUUGAUGUGUAAGAACGAUGGGGAAAUCUUUUUCGAGACUCGUAAGCCGGAAUUCCACACCUGCGUGGCUGAGUUCAAACGCAAUGCUCAAGAUUGCAACACUCUCCAUUUUGCUAAAGGCACACCGAUGACACGGCUUGGGGAAGCUGAAUGUCGGGCAAUUGAGGAAACUAAGGAGUGCUUCCGAGAUAAGCUGAGCUCGUGCAAAUCAACUGUGAUGGGAAUUGUUGAUGUGUUUUAUGACCCGAUCAUAAGUGCAAACAACUGUCAGCAGUACAAAGCGAUACAGGAGCCUGUUGGAAAUGAAGUUGAAUAACUUGCCUACUGCAAGUUUUAAAGCUUCUACGUAUCUAUAUUCUGAAUACGUUUGCGUCGUACCAUGAGUUCUUUUAGUGUAAACGAUAAUUUGGCUGAUUAGUAGAUUAUAACAUAUCGUGGUUUGUGGGAUGAUUACUCAAUUUUCGCCUACCUUUGAUUUCAGAAAUUACUGUUCAAAAGGAAAUCAAAAUUGCUAUUCAAAAGUAAUGAUCGUGUGGCAAUAAACAUAUUUGAUUUUUUUUACGGUGGAAA
Messenger RNA from Topomyia yanbarensis, 1067 nucleotides. Its product is annotated as 27 kDa glycoprotein-like. The record is from RefSeq and is a predicted model, not a curated record. Bases 67 to 813 code for a protein of 248 amino acids. The transcript has 6 exons. Lineage: Eukaryota; Metazoa; Arthropoda; Insecta; Diptera; Culicidae.